Colletotrichum orchidophilum is the source of this 498-nucleotide messenger RNA. RefSeq lists its product as uncharacterized. The annotation marks the transcript as partial. NCBI's taxonomy places the organism in Eukaryota, Fungi, Ascomycota, Sordariomycetes, Glomerellales, Glomerellaceae. The transcript has a single exon. The record is from RefSeq and is a predicted model, not a curated record.
GCAGAUAAAACGGUGAACAGCAUCGUGAAUGACUCCUCGCCAGCCCUCGAAUUCUACUGCAGAGAUGGCCGGUUCCCUGUCGUAGCUCUGCAGGAACCCCGGCCCGAAGCGGCAGACCAACCGCAAAAGAGAGUCCAUAUUGAUGACCGUUUCUUUGUACCUUACCAACCACCCUCCAGCCUGUCGCGCGGGCAUUCCCCGUUAGUAGAAAGGGUUUGCUCAUACGUGAUAUGGAUACCGCUAGAACCCCUCGGGCUGCCCCCCAAAGCCACGAGGGAGAAUAAAGCAGGGGAGGGGGGGAGCAUGGGGGCAUGGGCGACUUGCCUUCCUUGGGGGCUCCAACCGCCCAGGGUGCCACGCAGUGUUUGCUUGUCAAACGGAGCUAAUGGCGUGGCAAUCAUGUAUCCGUUCGCUAGGAGUAGUAGUGAUUUAGUUGAAGUAACGCCCUUCCUUCCAGAAGCCCAGGCUGGUACAUGGAUGAUGGAAAUUGGGAAUUAA